UCUCUGGUUUCUGUCAGUCCAGUUUCCUCGUUCUUGUCGCCAAAUCUUUGUUUGUGUUUCAGAACCGAGCCGCUGCUGCUGUUCGGUUCUUCUUCCGGUCUGAACCCGGUAAUACCGACUCGGUACCGGAACCGACACCCGGAGCUACAAACUAACUUUAAACGUUUUCUUGUUUUGAAUCGCUCGGUGUGUGCCUCUGUACCUGGAGGACAGAUUCACCUGUCGCCGCUCACCUGUUGUCGCCAUGCCAGGCUGAUGGCGCAGAGCGCGAGACUCAAAGACGACAGGAAGCUCCGGUAAAGACGGAUUAACGUACAGAGAAAGGGACAACCCGGGACUUUAUAGUGACAUGGAUUUACUGGACUCAGGACAGACGUUCUGUCCCCGACAGGACCAUGAGUGGGACACCACCCUUCAGUUCCUGCCGGCCUCAGACGCGAAGCAGCUGGAGAAGACGCCUGGCUGCAGGAGGAAGCUGUGGAUGGGAGUGGGUCUGGUGGUGGCGGCGGCUGCUGUGGCUCUGCUCUGCGGACUGCUCGUCUGGCACUUUCACUUACGCCGUGAUGUCAGAAUGAAGAAACUUUACAUCGGCUCCAUGGAGAUCAACAACGAGCACUUUGAGCCGGCGUAUGAAGAUUCCAGCAGUUCCAAGUUUAAACAGCUGGCCUCUCUGGUCAACAGACAGCUGAAACUGAUUUACUCCAAAAACUCUGUGCUGACCAAAUACUUCAAAGGCUCCACGGUUCAGGCCUUCAGCGAGGGAGACGCUGGCGGUGACAGCAUCGUGGCGUAUUACCAGUCAGAGUUUGACGUCCACGUCCUCCAGCAGGACUCGCUGGACGAAGCCAUCAAGUCUCUGGAGCCGUCGGCAGGAAGUCAGUCGGGCCGACACGGACGCCUGCUGCUGAAACCCACCGACGCUCUCAACGUCAACAACGUCGUCUCACAAGCUAUCGACCCGCGCAUGACGAGGAGCUCUUUGUUUGUGAAAAAGUCCUUCAACGUCCACGUCAGUAAACCAGGAAUCGUCCAGUCUCCGGGGUUUCCGGACUCUUCGUACCCUCCCAACGUCUACCUGCAGUGGAGGCUGAGGGCCGACCCCGGCCACCGAGUCCGCCUGGACUUCCACACUCUGAUCCUGGAGGACGACUGUCAGCAAGACUUCAUCAAAAUCUACGACUCCCUGGCUCCGAUCGAGCAGCGCGUCCUGACAGAACAGUGUGGAUACCCUCAUGAGUCUCUGUCCUUCCUGUCCUCUGGAAACGUCCUGUUGUUGACUCUGCUCACCAGCGGGGACAAGAACUUCCCCGGCUUCAGAGCCAACUACUCCCAGAUCCCUCAGGCUCAGCUAAAGUGUGGAGGGACACUGACCGGAGACAGAGGCUCCUUCUCUUCACCUUUCUUCCCCUCCAACUAUCCUCCGAAAACCUCGUGUGUGUGGACCAUCGAGACGUCAAAGGAAAAGUUUCUGAAGGUUCAGUUCAACAAGUUCUUCAUGGGAAACUACAGCAGCCAGUGUCGCACUGAUUACGUUGACAUCAACGGUCAAAGACUGUGUGGCAGUAAACCAAAGAGCACCGUGAUCACCAGCCGCAGCAACAAGAUGACCAUCAAAUUUAACUCGGACUCGUCCUACGUUCACCAGGGUUUCACCGCCGAGUACGAAGCCUUCAUCCCGACGAAUCCUUGUCCCGGAAGGUUCCAGUGCACCAAUAACCUCUGCAUCAACAACACGCUGCAGUGUGACGGCUGGAACGACUGCGGAGACGGCAGCGACGAGGACAACUGCAAGUGCGAUGCGUCUCAGAUGAAGUGUACAAACGGCCGCUGUAAACCAAAGUUCUGGGAGUGUGACGGGUUCGACGACUGUGGAGACAACAGUGAUGAGCAGAACUGUGUAAAAUGUAAAGCAGGAGAGUUUUCCUGCAGAAACAGCCGCUGUAUCCCAGAGAAGCUCAAGUGUGACGGGAAAGACGACUGUUCAGACGGAUCAGACGAGUCUACGUGUGAGAAAUCUCUGGUUCUGCAGAAGUGUUCAGAGUUCACCUUCCUGUGUCGGAGCGGACACUGCAUCAGUAAACUGAACCCAGAGUGUGACGGAGAGCAGGACUGUGAGGACGGCUCUGAUGAGGACGACUGCCAGUGCGGGACGAGGCCGUACCGGAGCUCUCGUAUCGUGGGCGGUCAGGCGUCCCGGGAGGGGGAGUGGCCCUGGCAGGUCAGCCUCCAGAUCCGGGGAACGGGUCACGUGUGUGGAGCGUCGGUGCUGAGUAACCGCUGGCUGCUGACCGCCGCCCACUGCGUCCAGGACAGCGGACCAAAGAAGUACUCUCAGGCGGACCAAUGGGAGGCCUUGCUGGGUCUGCACGUGCAGAGUCAGACCAAUGAGUGGACGGUGAGGAGGAACGUGAGGCGGAUCAUCACUCACAAGGACUACAACGGCUUCACCUACGACAACGACAUCGCUCUGAUGGAGCUGGACGCCAACGUCACCCUCAACCAGAACAUCUGGCCCAUCUGUCUGCCCUCCGCCACCUACGACUUCCCAGCAGGCCAAGAUGCGUGGAUCACCGGCUGGGGCGCCACCAGAGAGGGAGGCCUCGCCGCGACCAUCCUGCAGAAGGCGGAGGUUCGGAUCAUCAACAGCACAGUGUGCAAGACUCUGAUGGAAGAUGAGGUCACUGACAGGAUGCUGUGCGCCGGAAUCCUCAAAGGAGGCGUGGACGCCUGUCAGGGCGACUCCGGCGGCCCGCUGUCCGUCACCGGCCUCAGUGGGCGGGUCUUCCUGGCUGGCGUGGUGAGCUGGGGUGACGGCUGCGCUCGCAGGAACAAACCCGGCGUCUACACCAGAGUCACCAAAUACCGCAGCUGGAUAAAGCAGAACAGCGGAGUGUAGCGGCAGAGCAGAACACGGCGGGGAUUUCUCCUGGACGUUUCUGACGGGGACUGUUUUUACUGACGAUCACAGCAGAGUCUGUGAAUCUUUUUAAAGGUUUUAAAGUUUAGAAAUCAUGUUUCUAUGAAAACAUCUUUAUACUUGUGCUCCUCUUCAUCUCACAGGUAAUACUGUACUUUUUAUUCCACUACAUCUAUCUGAUGCCUUCAGGUGAUCUGACGCAUGUCUGUAGAUUAAACCAAAUAACACAGACACGUUACUGCAGCAGUUUUACUGAUACAUUCUGUCUGUUAUUACUUUAACUACAUUUUACUGAUACGCACAUACUUUCACAUUAAGGUUUUGAAUGCAGGACUUUUACUUGUACUGUAAAUAAUGAUGAUAAAAUAUUCUCAGGGCAAAAAGGAAAAUACUUUAAUAUUCUCAGAUUUUAUGAACAUUCAAGCUUCAAACGUCGACUCAUGAUCUCAGUCUUUUCUCUUAAAUACUAAGUCAUCAGCAGAGUGAGUGAUUUAAUGGAUUCAGUUUGUGUUUUUGGUUUGAUUGGCUCAGAACGAGUUUCUGUGUUAACCACAGUCAGCUCUUCAGCAGUUAGCUGGACUGAACAAGUUAAGCAGGAUCAACAAGUUAGAACACUGAACUCUGUCACACACUCUCAGAACGAAAGCUUCACCUCAGGGUUUAACUCCAGGAUGACACGACGUUGGCCGUUUCCACUGAACGCUGGUCAUGUGAUUAAAGUCACGGCUGCAGACACUGUGGCUUCAUAACAAACUGAAACCUGAGGAACCACCUUUAGGCUGGAACACAUGCCGCGUUUUCAACCAUCUGGAAAAGACGAGGUCCGGCACUAGCUGCUGCUGCUGUGCCUCUUCUGUGCCAACUAGUUGCUUGGCGACCAUAACCAGCACCAUAUCAUAGCCUACAUACCAGAAACCCUGAGUUCAGAGCUGAUCUUCCUCCAGACGUUGACCUUUAACUGAAUAUUGUCUGUGGGACAUGUGAAGCUCCGUGUAACCCUGCACUAAAAUGAUCAACUGCUUCUCCAUAUGCAUCAGGCCUGGGCUACACUGCCUGUGUGAGCAGCGUGUGACGAUUACCUUGCUGAACUGCUGAAGCUCGCACACUUGUGGUGUUCACAAAAACACAAAGACAGUGUCUCUGCUGCGGCGCUGCUACGAUGAUAUUUACAGAUGUUGAAACUGUAGUGACAGGUGGUGUCAUGUCAAUAUGAUCAUCAAAAGAAAAAAUUGGUGACACUCCAGUUCUCUAGAUAUAUUGCAGCCACGCUGCGCCUGAGCAGCACUGCACGUGCAGGCAGUGUGGCUACACUAAUGUGUUAACAUGGCCGCCAAAAAAAAGAAACAAAUCCCAAGAGGUACCUUGACGCACACGUGCUGCUCACGCAGGCGCUGUGGCCCGAGCUUCAGAGACUGAUAUUUACAGAAGAAAGGGGGGCUACCCACGAGCUGUGGUUGGUUGUUUCAGUUUCAGUUUCAGUUUGUUUUAUUUAUAAAAAAGGACCGUACACAUUAAUCAACAUUACUGUAAAUGUGCCAGUUUUAGCCAGCCGGAUAAUUCGCAACUGUAGUCCUCCGGCAAGAUGUUAUGAAACCAUAACCAUGUCACAUGACAUCCGGUGCGUGUUGCUUAAGUCCAAAAGUUGAACUUUGUUUAUCUUAGGGCUCAGAUGUUGGCCCUUUACUACUUUGAAAACAUGAAUUUAAGGGCGCAAAAAAUGUGUCGUGUUCGAGCCCUUAACCAUGUUCCAACCAUGAACUAAAACGCUGCAACAAAAACUCAUACAUCAACCUUCCAGAGUUCAGUAAUAAAUCUUUACUUUAACCAUCGUUUAUGAAACUGGCUCAGAUUAAACAAAAAGUUUUUAAUAACUGGAACUAAUUUAUUUAAUCUAUAAUUGUAAAAUUAUAGAUUCAAAAUGCAGAUUUUUUUUCUUAGUCUGUUGUAUUUCUCUUACUCAGAGUGUCCCAAACUAAAAUUGGGUUUGUUGUUUUUGCUUAUUGUCGAGCCUUCGUUAUUGUGAUAGAAGAUAUUUCUCUCUUUAUUGUCUGAAAUUUGAUAAAUGAACCAAAAGAUUUGGAUGAUUUAACACUAACAAGCAUGUUGUCAUCUGAAAUAAUAAUUACAUUGCAUUUCUCUAUUGGUUACCAUCCCACACACAACAAAAAGAGACAGUGGUGAUCCAGCCAACUGCUGACAAGAGGCACUUAUGCAGGUGUGAUUGAGAACUUGUUCUGGUGACAUCAGUUUGUAGAAAUACUGAAAACUCUCUAUCAUUAUGUAUGAACAGAGGACAAAUUGUUGUGCAAUCCAAACAGGGCUCCAGCAGUUUACCCAGAAAAGAAACUAAUUAAAGAAAAUCUGAGAAAAACUGUCUGGUUUCAUGAAACUUUCAUGAAGGAGCUCCUCAGGGAACCAUCCUGGGUCCUCGAGAGAAUCCCAAUGUCAUCAGUAUUCAGUAGAACAACCAAGCUAAUAUUUGAAGGAACCCUUAAAGGUUCCUGAGAGCUCUCUUUUACACCAGGUUGCUCUUCAAUUAAUGCUUUACAGUACAAAACAAAAUUAACAGAAAAUAUUUUAAAAAAGCAAAAGAUUUAACUAAAAUCUUUAAAUCUGUUUUAAUUAAAAUUAGAUAAAUAUUAGAUUGGACUUUGGUGUUUUCAGCUUUAGAAAUCAAACAUGAUUGCUUUAAAAAUGUUUUGUAUUCAUAAAACAUAGUAGACAGUGUGAGAUAUUUUUUAGUUUUCCACCGUUGUUAAAUUUGUUUGGUCUUGUUGAUGUUUGAGCAGUAUGACCUCACAGCAGCUAUUUUUGUGACAUUCUUAAUGUCCAUGUUUGUAGUCUUUGCAGUGAGAUGUUUUCUGCUGAAUGUAUUUAUUUGUACAGCGUGUCCUCGUUCAUCUGUCUUUGCCUUUGUCCUGGUUGUAUUUUCAGUUUGUGUUGCAGGAUUAUUAACAGCUUUAUAUACAGUAAUAUAUAAUUUAAUGGAUGAUGCUCAGCUGCAGUAUGAAAGAACUGUUUCAAUUAAACUCCUGUAAUUUUCUCACCGGAAGGAUACAGAGGAAACUUUGCUGUGACCUUCCUGAAGGUCUGAUAAGUUGUAGUUUAGUUUUGUCAGAUGAUUAUAAUUAAUUUUUAAGAUUAAACAGACAGACGCAGGUGCAGGUGAUCAUGAAUGUGCUGGACUCGCUCAUUUUAUACAGGAGACAAAUGUUCUUGUUAUUUUGGUGAAAUUUAACUUGUCCCUGUCGGGGGUAACUCAGGCAAUAAAAACCAUUCAAAAUACAAAAAUUCA
Messenger RNA from Epinephelus lanceolatus (giant grouper), 6212 nucleotides. RefSeq names its product suppressor of tumorigenicity 14 protein homolog. Gene Ontology annotation, molecular function: protein binding; serine-type endopeptidase activity. The record is from RefSeq and is a predicted model, not a curated record. Gene Ontology annotation, biological process: proteolysis. Lineage: Eukaryota; Metazoa; Chordata; Actinopteri; Perciformes; Serranidae.